Molecule: messenger RNA, 345 nt
Organism: Raphanus sativus (radish)
Lineage: Eukaryota; Viridiplantae; Streptophyta; Magnoliopsida; Brassicales; Brassicaceae
Product: glycine-rich RNA-binding protein GRP1A-like
Exons: 2
Coding region: 1-345 (114 amino acids)
Source: RefSeq, a predicted model, not a curated record
AUGAAAGGGAAAAGUGGAUACAAUGGUGGUGGAGGUGGUUACUCGAGAGGAGGAGGUGGUGGAUACGGUAGCGGUGGAAGACGUGAGAAUGGGGGAUACGAAGGUGGUGGAUACGGAGGAGGCGGCUAUGAUGGCGGUGGAUACCAGAUUGGAAGUUGUGGUGGUUAUGGAUACGAAGGUGGAUUCAGUGGGGGUGGAGAUGGUUAUUCAGGGACGAGGAGGAGGUGGUGGAUGGAUUUAGUGGUGGUGGAGAUGGUUACUCAAGAAGGAGGAGCAGGUGGUGAAUACGGUGGAAGUGGAAGUCGUGAGGGAUACAAAGGUGGAGGCAACAUGGUGGAGAAUUGA